This is a messenger RNA of Peronospora farinosa, 645 nucleotides long. Lineage: Eukaryota; Oomycota; Peronosporomycetes; Peronosporales; Peronosporaceae. The record is from the annotation of a GenBank genome assembly.
AUGACUCGACGCGGUAUCUUCCUGCUCUUUGAGGGUGUGGAUCGCUGUGGCAAGACAACGCAGGCCAAACUUCUUCACGAAGCUUUAAACACCUUGUCACCGUCUCAACCAUCAACUUUGUUGCACUUUCCAGACCGCAGUACCGCCAUUGGUAAAAGCAUUCAUUCGUACCUUACGAGCUCUGACGUUAUGGACGAUCAUGCCAUUCAUUUGCUUUUUUCUGCUAACCGAUGGGAAGCAGUCACUAAGAUCGAGUCGAUCCUGGCCAGUGGUCACCAUAUCGUAAUGGACCGUUACUCUUUCAGUGGGGUGGCUUUCUCUGCCACUAAAAACGGCAUGUCUCUUGAUUGGUGCUGGGCACCAGAGAUCGGGCUGCCUAAACCCGACGCUGUCAUUUUUCUUGAUGUGCCUGUCUUACAGGCGUCUACUCGAGCUGACUUUGGUCAGGAACGGUACGAGCUUAUAGACUUUCAGGAGCAGGUGUACCGAAACUUUUACGACAUUAUGGAACACACGACGCCCAAGUGGCACGUCGUAGACGCCACGGAGACAAUAGACCAAGUGCACGACAAAGUGCUGGCUAUUGCCAAAGAAACAAUUGCAAAGUAUGCAGAAGCUCCACUUAACCACUUUGAAAAAUGGUGA